Malus domestica (apple) is the source of this 1524-nucleotide messenger RNA. RefSeq names its product probable protein phosphatase 2C 47. Gene Ontology annotation, biological process: protein dephosphorylation. Lineage: Eukaryota; Viridiplantae; Streptophyta; Magnoliopsida; Rosales; Rosaceae. The record is from RefSeq and is a predicted model, not a curated record. Gene Ontology annotation, molecular function: protein serine/threonine phosphatase activity.
AGAUUGAUGGGUUAGGAAGGAGAGAUUAAUGGCUUCAGGAACUGCAGAUAUCUCGCCACAAGUCACCGGAUUGGAUGGUGGGUGCUUAAACGGAGGUGGAAUGCCGAUCAUGGAAGAUCAAAACGUCGACGCUUUGGCCAAUUCGAACCACAUUCCAACCGGAAAGCCUCCGAGAAACCUCUCGGUUAUGCGAAAUUGCACUAGCUAUGCAUUGUUGACCGAAUCAGAUUCAGAUAUUGGAAGUAUGGGAUUGAAGUCACCGGCAAGUGAGACAGCUGAGUUCGUAUUUGUAUUCCGUUCAGGAAGCUGCUCUGAGAAAGGACCUAAACAGUACAUGGAGGAUGAGUACAUUUGCGUAGAUAAUCUCCAUGAUCAUAUUGCUGAAAUUGAAAACUUGCCUUCUCCUGGGGCAUUUUAUGGGGUCUUUGAUGGACAUAAUGGUGUUGAUGCAGCGUCAUUCAUCAAAAGCAACAUCCUUAAAUUCAUCGUUGAAGACUCUCACUUCCCAUCUGGCGUUAAAAAGGCAGUUAGAAGCGCUUUUGUGAAGGCUGAUCAUGCUUUUGCAGAUGCUAGCUCAGUUGACAAGUCCUCCGGUACCACUGCCUUGACUGCCCUGAUCUUAGGAAGGACCAUGCUAAUCGCUAAUGCUGGGGACUGUCGAGCUGUGUUGGGCAAGCGGGGAAGGGCAAUUGAGCUAUCUAAAGAUCACAAGCCUAACUGCACCUCUGAAAGAUUAAGAAUUGAAAAGCUGGGUGGUGUUAUCUAUGAUGGCUACCUCAAUGGCCAACUAUCCGUAGCGCGUGCUCUUGGAGACUGGCAUAUCAAGGGCUCGAAAGGUUCAAAAAGCCCCUUGAGCUCCGAGCCAGAGUUGGAGGAAAUUGUCCUAACAGAAGAAGACGAGUUCUUGAUAAUGGGCUGUGAUGGCUUGUGGGAUGUGAUGAGCAGCCAGUGCGCAGUUACAAUGGUGAGGAAGGAGCUCAUGCAGCACAAUGAUCCCGAGAGAUGUUCAAAAGCGCUCGUCAAGGAAGCGCUCCAGCGAAACACGUGCGAUAACCUCACUGUUGUCGUGGUCUGUUUCUCCGAAGAUCCACCUCCUAAAACCGAAAUAUCUAAAUCCCACAAGAGAAGGAGCAUUUCAGCUGAAGGGUUGGACCUUCUCAAGGGUGUCUUAAGCACCAUUUGAACAAAUGGACUGCAUAUAUACAGAUGGAGCUUACACCCCCUGUCGGGGAUUUUUCUGAGUCGCUCCUGCACCCUGCUGCGGCCGCACCUUCCAGAUUUCUUUUAACUAUACGUCCUGUACAAUUUGAGAUACGAUUAACAAUCUCGAAUUUGAUUCUUUAAAAUCAGAAUUUUUUUUUAUGUUAGAACUGCAUAAGUUGCUGCAAGGCUCUCUUGCACCAGUCAGCUUACUUUCAACUUGGUUAUAGGAUUUAAAUAGCAAACUCUACAAGUAGUCCUCUUAUAUGUAGAACUUUUAACAAAUAUGGAUCAUGUAUAAAGUCUUUUUCCCUUUCCCUCUCA